AUGCCGGUGGAAAGGGCACCCAUGGAGGCCCCUGACCUGGAGAUUGUUGGUGAUAAGGUAACAAUUCAUCCAAGCGGGUAUACUGGUGGACCUCAGGAUGGCCCAAUUACGGAGCGCAACCUCGUUUCUCAUAUGGCGCGCUUUCGUGAGAAUCCUUUUGACUUCUUGCGAGAAGUUAGCCUCUACAUGUCGGGGACAGGAUGGCGUGCAUACAACGAUGUGGUUGGACAGCCUAUAUUUUACCCGGGGUUCUCGGAAAGAAUCAAGUCGAGCAUCCUUGCCAGCCCAAUUCUGCAAGCUAAGGUCAAAGAGUUAGCGGAGAUGCGCCUUGCGGUAGAGGAAAAGGAAGGGCUACUACAGAUAGGCCAAGGCUCUGUAUCGAAAAAGAAAAAGCAGCGUCGGGCUGAGAUUGAGAGCAAUUUGAAGGAGGUUGUUGAUACAAUGAUGGAUAAUAUGAUCUGCAAGAUGGAGAGUAAGACAUUUAUCCGAGGGGCAUAUUAUCUUUGCACGCAACUUCUCACACGAGCCUAUCAUCAGGGAAUCCACGUAUCCAGCGAGGAAGUUCUGCGCUUGCGAUCGGUUGCCCAGGAAGCAGCAAAGAAGAAGCAAUCUAUCGUCUUUUUGCCCUGCCACAAGUCUCAUGUAGACUACGUGUCACUGCAGCUUAUUUGCUAUCGUCUGGGAAUUGGCUUGCCGAUCGUCGUGGCCGGUGACAAUCUCAACAUUCCUUUACUGGGCCCUUUUCUACAACACGCAGGCGCUAUGUGGAUCAGGAGAAGCUUCGGGAAUGACCCACUGUAUCAUACCGUUGUCCAGGCAUACAUCGAUACUCUUUUGCAGAAAGGGUUUAAUUUCGAAUGCUUCAUUGAAGGGGGACGAUCACGGACGGGCAAGCUUUUGUCACCGAAAUUCGGUAUCCUGAAUUUCAUCGUGGACAGCCUGCUGUCGGGACGUGUUGAAGACACCAUUAUUUGUCCCGUGAGCACGCAGUAUGACAAGGUCAUCGAGACCGAAUCCUACAUUAGCGAACUCCUUGGCCAGCCGAAGCGAAAAGAGAAUUUGGCUGACCUCCUUUCGUCGUCUUCUGUUCUGUCAUUGAAGUUGGGGCGGGUCGAUGUUCGGUUCCAUGAGCCAUGGAGUCUGCGAGAGUUCCUCACGCAGCAACUGAGUCGGUUGCCCAACCAGAUCGACGCAAAGUCUGGCCACAAACUCAGCUACACAGAGAGAGGGCGCAUUCUGAGAACGCUGGGAUACCGAGUUCUCUCUGAUAUCAACAAUGUGUCCGUGAUGAUGCCAACUGCUCUUGUUGGUACUGUUUUAUUGACUCUCCGUGGUCGCGGUGUUGGCAAGGGAGAGCUGGUACGCCGUGUCGAAUGGCUCUGCGAACGGGUCCGAGCGAAAGGAGGGCGUGUUGCUCAUUUCUAUCGAUCUCCCACUGAGCUCGUCGUAGAUCGUGCGCUGGAAGUCCUGGGCCCCAAGCUUGUGGGCGUGGUAACCGGUUUGGCCGAGCCUACCUUUUAUGCUAUAGACCGCUUCCAGCUCUCAUUCUACCGCAACAUGACAAUCCAUUUGUUCAUAACGGAAGCACUUGUCUCUGCGGCUAUGUACACAAGGGUCAAACAGGGUGGUGGUCCUGCACACCAACGUAUUCCCUUUGAAGAUCUUCUGAAACAGGUCUCGUUCCUAUCACAGCUGUUCCGCGGUGAAUUCAUUUUCCCUCCUGAGGGCUUGACAACUAACCUCGAGAAAACACUUCGAGGACUAGAGAAGGACGAAGUCAUUACGGUCUCCAGAGAUUCCUCUGGGAAGCCACUCUCUGUCGAACUUAGUGACGCUGAGCGUCAGCGCGGAAGAGAGAACUACGACUUCUAUUGUUUCCUUAUUUGGCCUUUCAUUGAGGCGGCCUGGCUUGGCGCAGUGUCCCUCAUGGGGCUCACUCCACCGCUGGACGGGCUAAAGGACGUUUGGAUUGACCAAAAGAAAGCGGAAGACAGUGCGCAGAUCCUUGGUAAAACUCUGUACCACCAGGGAGAUCUCUCUUACUUUGAGGCUGUGAACAAAGAAACGCUCAAGAAUUCUUACCAACGUUUCGCCGAAGAAGGGAUCAUCCUUGUCGCAAAGAGCAAAGAGUCUCGCACAGGUCCUACAAUCAAACUUGCUUCUGAAUGGACCCCAGAGCGAGACCCAGCAACAGGCAAACUCUUGCCCCGCGGCCGUCUAUGGGAUUUCACCGAGUUGAUCGCUCAGUCAAGACGUGAAGGCAAAAACCGUCGGGACGGAGCCACGGUGUCAUCGCGCGUUCUUACAAUGACCGAUACUGUCGGAAGCAAAUUAUUCGAGAGUGCAGCAAGCCCUGAUCCGACGAAUAACAUUGAUGUUUCGACACGAACGAUGCGUAGAAAUGUCAUUACGCCGUCGAAACUCUAA
Molecule: messenger RNA, 2427 nt
Organism: Aspergillus viridinutans
Lineage: Eukaryota; Fungi; Ascomycota; Eurotiomycetes; Eurotiales; Aspergillaceae
Product: lysophospholipid acyltransferase family protein
Exons: 7
Coding region: 1-2427 (808 amino acids)
Cellular component (GO): mitochondrial membrane
Source: RefSeq, a predicted model, not a curated record